Molecule: messenger RNA, 480 nt
Organism: Aspergillus melleus
Lineage: Eukaryota; Fungi; Ascomycota; Eurotiomycetes; Eurotiales; Aspergillaceae
Exons: 1
Coding region: 1-480 (159 amino acids)
Source: RefSeq, a predicted model, not a curated record
AUGUCUACCACCACCUCCGCCUCGACCUCCGCGUCGGCCACCUGCACCGGUUCCAUGUGGGAGCUCCCCACCAAGGACAUCGCCUGCGCACUCCCCAAGUCCGGCAACGCCACCGACAUCCUUGACAAGUGCUGCAAGCACGCCAAGGUCUCUGACUACAACGACGGCUGCGGCAUCUACUGUCUGGCCCAGGAGCAGUCGGCCAAGGACCUGACCGACUGCUUCCGCGACGAGGGCGCCAAGGACGGCCAGUUCUUCUGCAGCGGUGGCAACUCGUCCCUGACGGCCACCGCCGCCGUGCCCUCCAAGACCGGCGACUCCGACUCCGAUUCCUCCUCCACCGGUACCUCCACCGGCAGCUCCGCCAGCUCCACCUCCAGCGACUCCGCCGCCAUUGCCCUGAGCCAGCCCGUCUCCAAGAGCGGCCUGGGCUUGUUGGCCAUGCUGGUCUGCUCCGCCCUGAUGGGUGUUGUUGCUUAG